Molecule: messenger RNA, 384 nt
Organism: Dictyostelium discoideum AX4
Lineage: Eukaryota; Evosea; Eumycetozoa; Dictyosteliales; Dictyosteliaceae
Exons: 1
Coding region: 1-384 (127 amino acids)
Source: RefSeq, a predicted model, not a curated record
AUGUUAAAUUAUAAUUGUAGAAAAUAUAAAGUGUGCCCUCACGAGAGCCUAACCUUUGAUGGUGCUGUAAAAGUACCUCUUAGGUAUUUAGAAAUAUUGACAGUAGGGGACAACUUCCCUUUAUUUACUCAAGGAUGUACCAAUGAGUGUAAAGAAAAGAUGAUAAAAAUAACCCAAUAUGUGUACAAAUAUCAAUCCAAUGCCUUGUGCUGGUUCUUCAACGACGCCAAGUUAAUUAGAGAUAAAAGUAUCACCCCAGGCUCAUAUCUAGAUUCAUUAUCGGGACGUGGAAAUAAAAAAGAUUUUGAACAUGGUUUUGAUUUAUCAAUUGAAUUAAAUGAAGAUGGUAGCCUUCCAGAUUAUCCAAAUACCUUACAUAGUUAA